AUGAUUACCAAUGACAAUUGAAAAAUUAUUAACUGAAGAGUAAUUUUCUGCCUUAAGUGUUAAACUUAAGCAUUACUGAGUAGGGCAGACUCUCAGUGAAGUAAGCUAUUAAGCUGUUGAUACAGAAGCCAAGAACUAGUUGGGAGAGGGAGAGCAGUUCAGAGAAAUGCAAAGAUGUGAUCAGCAAAGUAGAAACUCAGUAACAAGGAAACAGAAUAACAAGGACAGAAUAAGAUGUGUUCUUCCUUUUGGGGUGGGAAACUAUGUGAAAGAAUCUUCUGAUGUCAUAAUUUCUGGGUGUUGCUGGAACAUUUGAUCAUCAUUCCUUCGGCAAUUCUAGCUUUCUAUGGAAGGUCAGUAGAAGCAAUUGAUUUAUUCACCUCUACCGGAAUCAGACUCGGCCUAUUUUGGUUUUCAGUGAAUUAUGCCUUUUCGGUUUGGGACCCAACCAAGGAGGUUUCCAGUGGAAGGAGGAGAUUCUUCAAUUGGGCUAGAAUCAGGGCUGAGCUCAAGUGCUGCCUGUAAUGGGAAAGAGAUGUCACCAAAUAGGCAACUCCGAAGAUGCCCUGGAAGUCAUUGCCUGACAAUAACUGAUGUUCCCAUCACUGUCUAUGCAACAAUGCGAAAGCCACCUGCACAAAGCAGCAAGGAAAUGCAUCCUAAAUAGCAUCAUUAAGUCUGUUGUUGAGGGUUGACUAGGUCAAGGGUAAUGGGCCAAGAUCAUCUUACGAUCUGGUAAACAAAUAAAAGUGGUGGCACCGUUGGAUGAUGACAAUAGUUGAACUAUUUUAUUUUAGUAAAAAGGAGAAAUGUAACCAGUAGAAAACACAUAGUGAUAAGUUAUCAGUUAUGUCUAACAGACAAGGCAGAAUAAUAUUUAACAGUUAGAAGUGCCUUAGAGAUCAUCUUGGAUCAUUAAUAUUAAUAAUUCAAGAUGAAACUUAAUCUACCAUGGCUAUCAGUCAGAUGGAGCCUAUUUUAUUUGUUUUUUUUUUAAAUUAUUUCAAUCUCUGUUAAAUUUCUCUGAUGAAUUUCUUAACUGUUUUUCAAUUACUUGAAGUCCCUGAACUUCUGUAAGGCAUCUAUUUUGAAUUCUCUGUCAGGCAGUAAUUCCAUUUCCAUAUCUUCAAGACCAGUCAGUGGUACCUUAUUUUGUCCAUUUGACACCAUCAUGUUUUUUUGGUUGAUCCUGACUCUUUUGGCCAUGAGUUGACAUCUGCACACUGACAUAGGUACCUAAUACAGUGUUCACUGUUUGGGUGUGUUUGUAAGUUUCCAUAGGAAUAAGUUUGUCCAGAGAUUCAGGCAAGUUGACUAAUCAGUCAACCUAAACAGGUCACUAAGCCUAUGACAACUUCAGUCAUUGCAGUCUUAGGGAGCACCCUAAACUGAGGACCACUGCCCACAGGAUCCUUUGGCUGCCAUGGCCAAUGUAGUACUUGGUCAAACUCAAAGCCUAUGGCUGCUAGGCCAGCACAAUGUCAGGCAGAUGGCCAGCUCACUGCUGAGGUUUAUUCAGGGCCCAAGGCUACUAUAGUUUGCUGGUGGUGACAUAGGCCAGAACUUGAGCUCAUCCUCCUGGAGUUGUGGUUUCCUACCUUGAGUUGAAGUAGGUCUAGGGGCUCUGUCCCUGAGUAUUGGUGUUGAGUCAAGAGGUUCUGCUUUGUGUGCUAGGUUUUACUGUGGUGGCCUAGUGCUGGAUUACAAGGCAAAUUCCUAAGCUUACUUCCCUCUCCUUCCUCCAAGUAGAUGGGGAUUUUCUCCAUGCUGUUCUGCCAGCAGUUGGGAGGGUAACGUGAAAAUUGUCUUUUCUAUUCUCUUCAAUGCAUAAUUUUCUUACUAUUUGUGAAAUCAGGGUCUCUCACCUGGUUUCCUUAGGUCUUAAUGAAGUUUUUUUUUUUAAUGUACAUAGUUGUUCAAAUUGAUUUUUUUGUGAGGGAUGAUCCUAAUCUAUCUUGCUUCUUCUCAGGUGGGGCCUAUUUUAAAUACUUAAUGUGUUUUAAGUUAACUUCCUUUGUUUAUAUUUAGGUUGAUACUUAGCUAAGUCCUUUCAUCUGAAUACCCUAGCUCAUUUAUGGCUUGAUAAUCUUUUGAUAAUGCUCUGCCAAAAAUUAUAUUGGGUAAGCAAUGGAGCCCUGGGGUUGUGCUUUUUGGAAGAAUACCCAAGAUCAAAAAAGUUCCUAGUCCAUGGUUAAUCUGCAAAGUAUUUUAACUACUUUCAUAUGGGAGCUCAGAUUAUUGGUUAAAUUUAUUAAUGAGGUCAAGGCUAUGGUUUUAACCCUUAUCUUUUCCAGGAAAAAUGUCCCAUUAUCACAUUAUUCCCCAACUCCCAACCAGUCAUCUUGAAAUUGUCUAUCAGUAUUGAAAAAGUUCAGAUGGAUCUUUUUACUUGAUUAGUAAAAGGAUAAGGAUAACCUUUGAGGUCUAGGCCAGCUCUAUAUGUUUUAUUUUUCUUCUUUCAGUAGUACCCAGGACUCAGCCUGCUUUUUUCCUUUCCUCUUCAUGGCUGUCACCAUCCAUCCAAUGAAAUUGUCUUCUCCAAAGAACUGAUUUAGGAUCAGUUAAAAUUCUCUCAGUUUCUUACUGUCCCUGAAGAGAUACAUAGGUUUUUUUUUAAAAUGAAAAAUCUAUUAGCUUAUAAUUAUAUGUACAUAGAUGCAUAUGUACUAUAUUAGUUAAAAAAUAAAAAAACUGCCAUGAAGUUAUAAAAUGAUAAACUCUCAUAACUUACACUGACAGCUGGGAAAUAUUCAAGUUCCAACCAACAAAAGAGAAAAGACCUUGUUGAACAUGUGGGAUAUUGAGUAGAGAUUCAAAAAAGUCAUGUCUCUAUAGGAAGACUAAAUUAGCUCUAGCCUAAAGGCUAGUGUACCAACUUUAACAAAGCUUAAAAAUAAGACUUCAGACAAUCAAGAUGAUGCCUAAGUAACAUAAUUGUAUGCCAGAUAAAAAGUGUAACACUCCUGAAAGGAAGAAAAGAAAACCCAGACAGGAAAUUGCCCAAGGCUGGGAAAAGAAUAACAGGAAAGGAGUAGUGAUAUAAUUCAUACAAGGCUGGAAAUAAUUUAUGUUUCAACUAACAUGAUGAAAAGUUCUUUUAUUAUAUGGAUUUUGAGUCUUUAGCAAGUAUUAUCAGAGUGGGGUUGGGAGUGGACUUGGGGGAUUGGGAAAGCUGCUCUGAACCUGCCCUAACAAUGCUAAGAUCAGGACUUGAAGAGACAACACUGAUUCCAAAUACCUUAACUGUAUUCAAGUGUGGGAAAACUCAAAAUUUAAAGAACUACAAUGAAAAUCUAGCACCAAAAAUGUAAAAUCCACAAUGAUCAGCAUAUAAUAAAAAAUUAGUGGGCAAGCAAAAAUGGAAAGAAAAUAUAAUCCAUAGUCAUGAGAAGCUUCAUUCAGUAGAAAAAUAGAAUGAUAAAUGAUAGCUUUAAUAUACAAAAUACCAUAAAUAUACUCAUAUAUUUUGAGUAGAUGUGAAAUAAUUGCAAUGAUGAAGAGAGAAAAGGAAGGUUUUUAAAAGACCUAAGUAGAACUAGAAAAUGAAAAUAUCUGAAAUAAAAAAUACACACUGAAUAGAAUUAAAACACUAGGUAAUGGGAAAUAAAAUACUAAUGAACUUAAAGACAUAGCUGUUCAAGUUAUCCAAAAUGGAAUAUGAAGAAAAAGGAAUGAAUAAAAAGCAUAAAUUUUUGUUUCACAUGAAUUCUUGUGUUUUAUCAUCAAGCACUCUUAACAUGUAUAUAAGAAAGUUUCCCUGGAGGAGGUAGGAGGAAGAUAGACAAAUAUUUGAAAAAAUAAUGCGCAAGUUUUCCAAAUAUGAUAAAAAGAACAAACUAAGAGAUCCAAGCAGCGUAACCAACCCCUUUCUAGGAGAAGAAACAUGGAAAAAAUAAAACAGUGAUGUACCAUAAUUAAAAAGAGAAUCUUAUAAUUGAUUAGUAAAUGACCAGAGGAACAAAAAUAAUGAGAGCACGCUUUUCAUCAGAAAACAUAUAUUCAAGAUGACAAUAUGUUUGCAGUAUCUUUCAACAAUGAAAAUAGACAAGACUUAGCUAAAUGAAUGCUGAGAGAAUUCAUCCCUAGUAGAUCUGUACUAAAAGAUUCAAAAAAGUUUUUCAGACAGAAAAUGGUGAUAGAAAUUUAGAUCUAUAGAUAUAGCACAAGAAAUGGAAAAUAUAUAAACUUAUAAACCAUUUCCUCAUUUUAAAACAUAGGUGAUUAAAGGAAAUUAGUAGGAAGGAUAACAUAAAAAUAAUGUAUGAUGAUAAUAGCAACAAGAUGGGAAGAAAAACUGAAAGUUUACAUUUAGAAAUAUCUUAGUGUAUGAAAUGGGCUUAACUGGGAAGCCACAGGAUGAUUCUCUUCUUGUCCAGGGAGUUUUGGCCAUGAAAGGAGGAGUGGGGGAACACAGGCCCAAAUAUUCUUCAAGACAAGGGUAUCCAAGGGCCUCUUCAUUUUGAAGGGACACUGACAGGAGCUACAAAUAAUUGGUCAGAAUGACUAUGAGCACUUAACCUAUAUUUUUACUGUGUGAAGUACUGAUAUGUUAGCUUAACUAAAAGGAAAAAAAAGCUGCUUUUACCUUAGAAGGGAAGCAUUCUUCCUUCCUCUUGCAGGGAAGUAAGGGGGCAGUCAUACAGCUGCUGGAGGCAGGCAGCCUUGUUUUGAACCCUGUAUCCUUAGAUCUAGCUGAAUGUCAGUGGACUGGUGACCUGAGCUGCAAAUGUUGUCUCAUAUAGGAUUAACAUGAUGAACAUCGGAAACAAGUUUAGUUUAGCUUAUCAUGGUAGCUGACAGUAAGUCCUCUAUGAACAGAUGUAGUUAUUUUCAUCAAUAUUGUCAGUUAUCUUUAUAUAGCUGAGAUUAAAAAUUAGUGGGGGAAUAUAAAUAGGUGUGUGUGUGUGUGUGUGUGUGUGUGUUUGUUCCUUUCAAGCUAAGAGAUUUUUUUUACUCCCUUUGGUAAUUCCUCAAAAUAUUUAUACCCAUUUCCCUCAAUAAUUAUUCCUUUUAUGUAUACUCUGUCUUACUGAUUGUGGGGCCUUGUCUUCUCUCAUUCGGACUUUAGAGUUGUUUAUCCUUUCACAUGUAAUUUUUUUUUAAUCCCAAUUUCUGUAUUUUUAAUAUUCUAGCAGCUAUUCAAUUUGUUUUUCUUUUUCUAGGCUUUAUUAACAAAGAUGCUUAGGAAAAAAGAUUCUAAAAUUUUAGAAAUAAGAUUGGUUGUGUUGCAGGCAUGUGGAAGAAAAACUUUUAAUAAAAGGACUUUUAUGUUUUUGAGUUGAA
Marmota monax (woodchuck) is the source of this 5283-nucleotide messenger RNA. RefSeq names its product family with sequence similarity 229 member B (gene Fam229b). Lineage: Eukaryota; Metazoa; Chordata; Mammalia; Rodentia; Sciuridae. The transcript is spliced from 4 exons. Bases 425 to 667 code for a protein of 80 amino acids. The record is from RefSeq and is a predicted model, not a curated record.